Molecule: messenger RNA, 297 nt
Organism: Helianthus annuus (common sunflower)
Lineage: Eukaryota; Viridiplantae; Streptophyta; Magnoliopsida; Asterales; Asteraceae
Exons: 1
Coding region: 1-297 (98 amino acids)
Source: RefSeq, a predicted model, not a curated record
AUGUGGGAAAGGGUUAAGGAAGGGGACCCGAUUUCACCUUUCUUAUUUGUGGUGGUUAUGGAAGCUUUGUCGUGUCUUAUCGAUAAGGCCGGUGAGGUUGGUGUGUUUUCAGGUAUCGAGUUGCCAAAUGACGGGCCUGUGCUAUCUCAUUUAUUUUUUGUGGACGACACGCUUAUUAUAGGGAUAUGGAACGUGGAGAAUGCUACGAAUGUUGUUCGCAUCCUGAGGUGUUUUUAUGCUUGUUCUGGUCUGAAGAUUAACCUUGGUAAAUCUAAUCUGUAUGGUUUGGGGGGUUAG